AUGACUGACGCCAAAAGUGCAUCGCCGGGAAAGAGUGUAAAGGAUGAGAAAGAGAAACGAACUUCCCGCGCAUGCUUGAAUUGCAGGAACAGGAAAAGCUCAUGCAAACUGCCCACCGUCGAUGGACAAGUCACCACCCCAUGCGAGAGGUGCAGAGCCUCAGGUCUUGAAUGCGUCAUUGGCUCUUCCAACAGAGGCGGACGCCGCGUGAGGAAAAGAACGCUUGAGCAGGCGAACCUUGCAGACAAUAGCGCUCCACCCCCAAGGCAAUCACCAGCUAUUGGAGCUGCCAGCGAACAGGCUCAACUCGCCCCUCAAAACCCUUCACCAACCCGCGCACGCUCCGGAUGGUCUCAUUCGGGAUAUGGAAGCUCCACACCAACAUCGGGGAAUAUCGCCUUCCAGGAUCUCCAGAAUCCGAGUGAUGCUCUGGGGAUUCUUGCGCAGAUUGCCAGUACUGGGGAACACGGCACUCGCUAUGGCAACUCGUACGGGCAGAGUAAUACCAAUGGUUCGUCACAAUUGGAGUAUUGCUUGGUGCGAGACGGCAGGUUGUCGCUGUCAAAGAUCAUCGAGCUUCUCAAACGAUAUAAAUACCACUACCAUCCGUACUUCCCGAUAGUGCCCGUUGCAACUCUAGACGCCGCCAAUCUGCCCAAGACUGCCCGUGAUGAACCACAUCUUCUAACUGCGGUGCUGGUCAUUGCAUCACGAGAUCUGACAGAUGAACCAAAUGUGUUCACCGCCUGCUCCGAGCACAUGCGAGCUCUGGUAUCGGCACUCGCGGCAGGCGGAUCAGGCCAAGUAGAGGCUGUCGAAGCGCUGCUCGUCUUGGCAGAAUGGACGCCGUACACCUCGAGAUCAGACGCUGGAAACGUGGGCCGAGGCGAAGAGGACCGCGAGGCGUGGAUGCAUGUGGGAAUGGCUUUGCGCAUCGGCUACUUCCUCGGCUUGGAUCGCUACUCCUUUCACAUACGCAGUGACGAGAUCAAAGAUCCCCAAUGGCAAAGAAAGCGACUUGUCUGGACAGCGUGCUACAUCAGCGAUCGACAAAUCAGUAUUCGUCUCGGCCGGGCAUUCUGGUCUCGCGGUCCAGGCCCACUCACUACUCUAUCAAAGGCAGAUUUUCCCAUGCUUGCGCCUGCGAGCCCGGGAGAGGAAGACUAUGCGAGCAUAUUCCACGCUACCUUGGAGUUGACGCUACUCUUCUCGAAUGUCCACGAUGUACUGUACUCGAAUCCUGGCAACAGCGUACGCAGCCAUCUCAGUGGCGGGUACAUCAAGUAUAUCGACGACUUCCGGAGUGCAAUCUAUGGCUGGAAAAGUGUCUGGGGCACCCUGACGUGCUCACCACAUCUCAAGGCCACGCUACUGAUCUCGUAUGACUACCUCCGGCUGUAUACCAAUGCAUUCGCUUUUCAUGCCACAGUAAAACGCGCUCUGCCGCAGAGUCAGCAGGGUCAGGAGAGGAGACGAUCUGCCAAUCCAGCACCAGGAAGGGUCUUUUAUAAUAAUGUCGGUGCGGUAGGCGAUGCACGAUUCAUCUAUGAAGGACUGGACGCUGCGAAGAGCCUGCUGAGUAUGAUGAAUACUUUUGUUGAUCCCGAAAAGUCUCUUCGCUUCAUGCCGUUGAGAUUCUACCUGUAUUCGAUUUACGCCGGAGUCUUUCUAUACCGAGCGCGCUGUGUCGGCGUCCUCGCCACAGAUGAGGAACAGUCUGUGCGUGUGAUGGUGAAGGAGACGGUCAGCAGGCUAGAAAGGUCGGCCAUAGGUAUGCAACAUCCCGGCAACCGAUAUUCCCAACUCCUGCGACUGCUAUGGGACAAGGUCGAGAAGAAGGAGCAUCGCAGGACACAAUCGACAGCAACUUUACAGAACCCAUAUCGGCCCAAUAGUGUUGGCGGCCCUACACCAAUGUCCAACAAGUCGCAAGACUCUCCGGCAGUGACCGAAACCAUGGGCGACUUUUCGUGGACCGACUUGGACGCUAUAGGCAAUUUCGCGGUCAAUGGCAACGGCGGCGCUGUCAUGAGUGACGCCGACUGGUGGUCAGGCUUUCUACCGGCAGACUCCAACAAUUUCCUCUUCGAUCAGCUCAGUAGCAUGGAUGACUGGAACAACCUGGGGCUGCAAUGAUGUUGUCGUCAAGCGUAUCAUCAGGGAGGCUACCUGUACGGCACAGGACGUCGACUGAAACAGUGAUAUUUGGUGGGGAAGAGGGGUUCCUGCGCGGUAUUUCACGGGUCGGCGUCGGCAUAUCUGGUGCUCAAGAUGCCGACCGGCUGUUCAUUCUAGCGGAGCGUCCCUCCCUCGCACCGGCAGCAUCAUCUGCUCAUUCGACCUUUUCUCGUACCUCUCCAACAAAUUAAUACCUCCUACUGUGAAAACUCUCGGAAUCAUGGCCACAGCACAGUCAGCUCUCCUCAUUGGGAAAAUUACUCAUGCCCGCAAAGAGUGGGAGGCACUUUCGUCAUUACUGCAACUCAAGGAAUACGAAUCUGGCACGCGCGAAGACUUCAUCUCACGCUGCAAGAAAGGCGAGUAUGACGAUGUGGUCGUCAUUUAUCGAUCAAAUGAUUCGACAGUUGUGACCGGCCCUUUCGACAAGGAGCUCAUCGAAGCACUACCCAAGAGCUUGAAGUACAUCACACAUAAUGGUGCUGGCUACGACAACAUUGACGUGCCAGCGGCCACGGACCGGAACAUUGAAAUCAGCAGCACCCCCAUAGCAGUAGACGAGGCCACUGCUGACGUCGCGCUUUUCCUUCUCCUCGGAGCAUUACGACGAAUCACGAUACCUUUCACCAACGUUCGGAAGGACGAAUGGCGAGGCAGCAACUUCACGCUCGGUCACGACCCCAAAAACAAAGUGCUCGGCAUCCUGGGGAUGGGAGGCAUUGGAUCGGCAGUAGCGAAAAGAGCAAAGGCAUUUGGCAUGACAAUCCAAUACCACAAUCGGAAUCGUCUAUCCGAGGAGAAAGAGCAAGGAGCCAAAUACGUCUCGUUCGACGAGCUUCUCCAGACAUCCGACGUAUUGAGCUUGAACCUCGCCUUGAACCCUUCCACACGGCACAUCAUCGCCCAGGCCGAAUUCGAGAAAAUGAAGCACGGCAUCGUCAUUGUCAACACCGCUCGUGGCCCCAUCAUCGACGAAGCUGCUCUCGUGGACGCGCUCCAAGCCGGCAAAGUUUACGCGGCGGGUCUGGAUGUGUUUGAGGAUGAACCGGCGAUCCAUCCGGGUUUGCUCGAUGAUGAGAGGGUGGUGUUGCUUCCUCAUAUUGGAACUGCCACGUGGGAGACGCAGAAAGAGAUGGAAGUGUUGGUGUUGGAGAAUUUGAAAGCUGCGGUCGAGGGAAAAGGGUUGAUUACUCAAAUACCAGAGCAGAAGAAGAAGAAGUGAAGCGAUCGAUCCUGGGUGUCUUUUUUCUUCUUUUCCUCAGUCUGCUAGGAAGCGCGGAUAGCAUUACGCUUUCUUUGUCAUAGAGUACUCUGUAGUAGAAUGCAUUAUGCUAGGUUACCUACGUUAGGUACUCACACUCACAAUUACUUAUUACC
Sphaerulina musiva SO2202 is the source of this 3555-nucleotide messenger RNA. RefSeq lists its product as uncharacterized. The record is from RefSeq and is a predicted model, not a curated record. The coding region runs from base 1 to 2136 and encodes 711 amino acids. Lineage: Eukaryota; Fungi; Ascomycota; Dothideomycetes; Mycosphaerellales; Mycosphaerellaceae. The transcript has 9 exons. Gene Ontology annotation, cellular component: nucleus. Gene Ontology annotation, biological process: regulation of DNA-templated transcription; DNA-templated transcription. Gene Ontology annotation, molecular function: DNA-binding transcription factor activity, RNA polymerase II-specific; zinc ion binding; DNA binding.